AUAUAUAUUGUACGCUAGUUGAAUCCAAAGCGUUCUGAGCCUACUUUUUUUUUUCAGGCAUUGAGCUCCGAGUCUUCCUGCCCUAAGCUCAGCUGGCUCGGUUAGAAAUGGCGGAGGCCUACUACUCGAAGGCGAGCACAAUCUUCACGUCGAAACCGCCGCCGGUAUUCACCUUCCUACUCCUCCUUGUACUCUGCAUUCUGGGCUUCUAUACCCUGCAUUACCCACACCCUGCGCCCUCGCUCUCCAAUCCCGAGGCAGCCCUCCGCUACCGUCAGAUUUUCCUCUCCUCCGCAACCAACGGCACCCUCGCGUCCUACCUGCGCGCCCUCACUCAGCACCCUCACAUCGCCGGAACCAAAGCCUCCCUCGACACCGUGAACUACGUGCUCUCCAAAUUUAUGGACCUGGACCUCGAGACCCGUACGGCAAACUACACGGCGCUCCUCUCUUAUCCUGUGUACUCCUCGCUCUCCGCGCAUUUUAGCAACGGCACGGUCGUUGACAUCCCCUUGGCCGAACUCGCCGAGUCCGCCAACGUGGUGCGACCCUACCACGCUUACUCGCCAUCCGGGUCGGCGCACGCUAAGGUGGUGUUCGUGAACCACGGCACGGACAAGGACUAUCGUGCGCUGGGGAAGUUGGGGGUGAACGUUAGCGGGUGCGUGGUGAUAGCCAGAAGGGGUGGUUUGCCGAGAGGGGUUAUGGUCCGAAAGGCCGAGACGCAAGGGGCCUCGGCGGUGCUAUUGUAUACCGAGGGGGACAUGUUUAAAAAGGGCUUCGAGAGAGGGACAGUGAUGAGUGGAGUGGGGGACCCGCUGAGCCCCGGGUGGGCCGGGGUCGACGGUGGCGAGCGCUUGCACUCGGAGGACAGUGAGGUUUUGAAAAGAUUCCCCAGAAUUCCAUCUAUGCCCUUGUCGGCCGAGGCCGCAGAGUUCAUCUUGGGCUCGCUUGGCGGAGCUCAGUCUCCGCCCGGGUGGCCAACUGGGGUCGGCGUCGGGCCGGGCCCAACGAUGCUGAACUUCACUUACCAGGGGGAGAAAAGGGUAGAGAAUAUUCAUAAUGUUUUUGCUGUCAUAAGGGGGUUGGAAGAGCCUGACCGCUAUGUGCUGCUUGGCAAUCAUAGAGAUGCAUGGACGUAUGGUGCUGUUGACCCUAAUAGUGGAACUGCUGCCCUGCUUGACAUUGCUCGGCGAUAUGCUCUUUUAAUGCACUUGGGGUGGCGGCCUAGAAGGACAAUAUUUCUCUGCAGUUGGGAUGCAGAAGAGUUUGGGAUGAUAGGGUCCACUGAGUGGGUUGAACAAAACCUCGUGAAUCUAGGCUCAAAAGCCGUAGCCUACCUUAAUGUAGAUUGUGCGGUUCAAGGUCCAGGUUUCUUUGUUGGUGCAACUCCUCAACUGGACAAUCUCCUUCUUGAGGUCACAAAGAAGGUAAAGGAUCCUGAUUCAGAGGGUGCAACAGUGUAUGAGAAGUGGGCUGCCUCAAAUGCAGGCACUAGCAUCCAAAGACUUAGUGGAGUGGACUCUGAUUUUGCUCCAUUCGUGCAACAUGCAGGGGUUCCUUCAGUUGAUAUAUAUUAUGGCAGAGAUUUUCCUGUCUAUCACACUGCUUUUGACUCCUAUAGCUGGAUGACAAAUUAUGGAGAUCCGUUGUUUCAGCGGCAUGUAGCUGUUGCAGGAAUUUGGGGACUUCUAGCCCUACACCUGGCUGAUGAUUCAAUUAUACCAUUCAAUUACGUCUCUUAUGCUAAUCAGUUGCAGGCGUAUAAAGGUGUCUUGAGCAAGUUGGAUGGGAGUGUAUCCCUAUAUCCUCUAACAAGAUCAAUUCAAGAACUUGACUCUGCAGCUAAAGAAGCUGAGGAUGAAGCGAAGAUACUGAGACAGCAAGAAACUACAGGUGAUUCUGUAGUGUUGAAAAAGCGUGCAUUGAAUGAUCGCCUGAUGCUUGCUGAAAGAGGGUUCUUGGAUGCUGAUGGGCUUCAAGGAAGGCAGUGGUUUAAGCAUCUUAUUUAUGGGCCUCCCAGUGACUAUGAAAGCAAGCUGGUUUUCUUCCCUGGAGUAGCAGAUGCAAUUUCUCGAUCCUCAAGAAUGAGUAGAAAAGAAAGGCAAGCGGCAAUUGAGCAUGAGAUCUGGAGGGCUGCCAGAGCAAUUGAAAGAGCUGCUAAAGCCCUUAGAGGGGACCUCUCCUGAACAAGCUAUAGGAGAAAACUCACACAUAGGGAAGAGAGGGAAUCGAUAUGCCUUGACUUGUACAUAUGAGUAGUAAUCUCUCCUUUCCUGUGUUGUUAUGACUUAUGUGUGUAGUUUUUGUAAGUUGCAAUUAAAAUCUGUGAAAUAGACGCUUGCUUGCUUUA
This is a messenger RNA of Alnus glutinosa, 2353 nucleotides long. RefSeq names its product probable glutamate carboxypeptidase AMP1. Bases 108 to 2189 code for a protein of 693 amino acids. The record is from RefSeq and is a predicted model, not a curated record. NCBI's taxonomy places the organism in Eukaryota, Viridiplantae, Streptophyta, Magnoliopsida, Fagales, Betulaceae. Gene Ontology annotation, molecular function: carboxypeptidase activity. The transcript has 10 exons.